AGCUUAUAAUAAAUUUGCCGGGAAGCGGCAAAGGCAAUCGACAUCUAAUAUUUAUUGACUACUAUAUUAAUAUUAAAAUGUCGAUACAAGUUGAAAAUAAUUUAAAUAAAACUGCAAAUCAACAAGUUUUCGAGCAACGCGCUCAUUAUAUACCUUGUAAAAUUGAAGAAGAUGGUCCUGCUAAUGUAAAGAAAUAUUUUGAGCCAUAUAUUACAGAAAAUGAAGAAGAAUUAUCAGCAACAUUCCGUGGUCACAAUCUGGAUGGCAUCAAAAUGAAAUUGCCAGAUGGUUAUAAAGCAGUUAUACUUACCGAAGCAAAAAGACCACUCUCUGAAGAUGCUGAGCGGAAAUUUCAGGUUGCCGGUGGAUUUAAAGAACUAUUAUACUGGAAUUGGGAUAAGAAGCCAUCUAAAAAUGAUAAUUUAGUUAGAGCUAUGGAUUGGAUCGAUAUAGCUGAAGCUAUUCAUGGAGACUGAAAAUUAUGACAAAAACAACAGAAAUGAGCUCAGGGUAUUUUAAUAAUCGGUAACACUAAAGCUAUAUAUUGUGAAAAUUGUAGAUAUAUUAAAUUUAAUUAUCCAAGACUAUUUCUUUGUUAAAUCAAUAAACAUGUAAUUCUGUUA
This is a messenger RNA of Nymphalis io (European peacock), 623 nucleotides long. Its product is annotated as ribonuclease H2 subunit C. The transcript is spliced from 4 exons. Gene Ontology annotation, cellular component: ribonuclease H2 complex. The record is from RefSeq and is a predicted model, not a curated record. The coding region runs from base 78 to 476 and encodes 132 amino acids. Lineage: Eukaryota; Metazoa; Arthropoda; Insecta; Lepidoptera; Nymphalidae. Gene Ontology annotation, biological process: RNA catabolic process.